AUUUUAAUGCAAAUAAACAACUUUAUAUCAGUUUUUAAUGGGUCAAGAGUAUUCCAUUGCAUGUACCAAUCAUAAUUUUCUUAACUAGUGUCCUAGUGAUGGACACUUGUUUCUAGAAGCAUUAUUUUUAAAAAAGGUGGCAAAUAGUAUCCUUAUGAAUCUCUUAUUUUCCUUAGGGCAUAUGCCUCGGAAAUGAGACAGCUGUGGGGCAAAGGCUAAUGCAUAUGUUACAUUUUGGUAAAUAGGGUUGUACCAAUUUCACCUUCACACCAAAAAUGCCUGACAGUACUUGUAUCCCACACCCCUAUCAACAAUGAUAGACAAAAAACAACCGUUUGGAAGUGGGACAACUUUCCGUUUGUUAAUUGAAUAUUUUUUUCUUGGCUUUUUGUAUUUUUAAUAGAUGGGGUUUCACCAUGUUGGCCAGGGUCGUCUCGAACUCCUGACCUCAGGUGAUCCACCUGCCUUGGCCUCCCAGCGUGCUGGGAUUACAGGCGAGAGUCACCGCCAUUUCCCAAAUGAUCUUUUUCCUACUGACCUAUAAUUUGUAAUGUACAGUUUACUGGCUACCACAGAGAUUUCUGGAGUUGUCUGGCUCCAGCGUUUAAAACUAAUGGUUUUGGGCAAUUCUGUAAAAUGGAGAUAACAAUUGCACCUACCUUACAGAAAUGUGAGAGUUAAAUAAGAUAACCUGAAAAAGUACCCCAGUACUUGACACACAAAUGCUCAGCAAAUGUGAGCUACUGUUAUUAUACUAAACACUCACACAUACACGGGAAUUUCUGGAUUCUGUAUUCUAUCUCCCAAGUCUCAUCUAUGUAAUCAAUCCAGCAACAUUCCAUUACCAACUGGCUGUCCUUUUUUUCCCUCCUCUUCUCUAAAGAGAAACGGUCCUUUCUAAUGGCCCGUUUUUCCUCAUUUCAACAACAAAAUCACCUCUCAGUUGCCUACUAAUAACUAGAGCCUGAAAAUCAUAAUCUUGGGGGUAAAAAUAAGCUGUACUUCACAAAGCAGUGAGAAUCAAAGCCCAACCAAGGCACUGAACAAACGCUGGGGAUGGGAAGGUGUCUGUUUCUUCCAACACGUAUUUUGAAGGGCUGACCGCCUACUUUGUUUCAGCCUUUGGAUGAUCAUGGAAGUUCUCAGAAGCUAGCACCUCCUCUUCCAACUAUUGUUUACAGCCUUAAGACAAGUAGUUCCCCAUGUGACCCCAGGUAGGCCCUGAACUUGGGAUAACCAGGACAGGAGACUUAGAGCAGGAGGUGCGGGGGGCGAGGAGGGCUCUCUUCCGGGCGAUUGGUCCUAACCUAAGGUUCCCUCAUGGCAAGCUGAGCCGACUCCCCACUCGGGGGCUGAUGCCCAAGGCAGACGCGGCAGGCAGGCGGCUUCGGGAGCGCAUAUCCGCACACAUGGGGACGAUGGCAGGCGGGCGAAGGGAGAGAGGUGGCGGCAGGAUUACCAUCUGAGGCUCUCAGAUGGUGUGGGGAAGAGGGAAGGAGAGGCGCGAAAAGGAGGAAAACCCCUGGAGACGCUGUGUCGGGCGGAGGCUAAGGAGACCGCCUUCGCGCUCCAACGACGCGCGUCACUCAGACUCCAGGGCAAGUGCCCCGGGCUAGUGUUUCCGUUCCCUGGGGCUCUGGGGAUCCCUGAGUCCAUCCCAGGGCCCUCCAGGAACGCCCUCGGGAGCGCAGCCGGCCCGGCCGCUGCCGCUGCCACUGCCACCCGUGGGCUCUCCCGCCUCGGUUCGUUUAUCUCCUCCCUCCAACGGCUCCGGCAGCAACCGGCGUCCGUGGCGUGGGUGACGUCGGCGUGGGGGGUGGGACUUCCUGCUUCGCUCGCCGCUGGGCCAAGGGACAGAGCCCGCUCCUCCAGGCUGGAGGGGCGGUGCGAUGAGGCGGCUUCUGGGCCAGACGUCAGCACGGAGGGUGGCGCCGCACCCCUGAGGAUCCCGGUCCACGCGGAGGAGUGGGGCUUUCCCUCGCCGCCGCCGCCCUCAUACCUCUCCCGGGAUACUUCACAUAUCCCUAGGGACGGGAGCCCGAGGGGUCCGCUCGGCCCUCUUCCUCUUCAGCUUGUGCCGCGAGCUGAAGAGCGUGGCGGGCUGAGCCGACACCCCGCUGUAGGACCGUAACCCUUAGUCCCAAUGCCUCCGUAAGCGGAGUUGAGUGGGUGCCGGUGAUUGGAGCUGUGGAGUUGGCCCCGGUGGCGAGCGCGGCCAGAACUGCGGUCUCUUAAGUUUUCCGUGUGCGGGUUGCAAGGAGCAUGCGUGCGUCUGGUAUAAUUUGGCCUCCUGAGAUUCUGCAUUAGUAAGAAAGGAGUGGGAAAUACCCUUGGAAAGAAAACUAAAGCAGUAAGAAAGCCAAAACUUAUUUUUACAUGGUUGUCAGCACAUUUACCGAUAUGGACACUUUUCCCAACAAUUUUCCUCCUGGUGGUGACAGUGGAUUGACAGGUUCUCAGUCGGAGUUCCAGAAAAUGUUGAUUGAUGAAAGGUUACGAUGUGAGCAUCAUAAAGCUAAUUAUCAGACUCUGAAGGCUGAACACACAAGGUUGCAGAAUGAAUAUGUACAGUUACAAAAUGAACUCAAGCACCUGUUUAAUGAAAAGCAAACUCAGCAGGGAAAACUUCAGCUCCUGCUUGAAGAACUAAGAGGAGAAUUAGUAGAGAAAACUAAAGACUUAGAAGAAAUGAAACUGCAGAUAUUAACUCCACAAAAAUUGGAAUUGCUAAGAGCCCAAAUACAACAAGAAUUAGAAACUCCAAUGAGAGAACGUUUUAGGAAUCUAGAUGACGAGGUGGAAAAGUAUAGAGCUGUAUAUAAUAAGCUUCGCUAUGAACAUACAUUUCUCAAGUCAGAAUUUGAACACCAGAAGGAAGAGUAUGCACGUAUUUUAGAUGAAGGAAAAAUAAAAUAUGAAUCAGAGAUUGCAAGACUGGAGGAAGAUAAAGAAGAACUACGUAACCAGCUGCUUAAUGUUGAUCUCACAAAAGACAGCAAACGAGUGGAACAACUUGCUCGAGAAAAAGUCUAUUUGUGUCAAAAAUUAAAAGGUUUAGAGGCUGAAGUAGCGGAAUUAAAGGCUGAAAAGGAGAAUUCUGAGGCUCAGGUGGAAAAUGCCCAAAGAAUACAGGUGCGGCAGUUGGCUGAGAUGCAGGCUACAGUCAGAUCCCUGGAGGCUGAAAAACAAUCAGCUAAUUUACGGGCAGAACGCUUGGAAAAAGAGCUACAAUCAAGCAGUGAACAAAAUACCUUUUUAAUUAAUAAAUUGCAUAAAGCUGAACGAGAAAUAAAUACAUUGUCCAGUAAAGUAAAAGAACUUAAACAUUCAAACAAACUGGAAAUAACAGACAUCAAACUGGAGACUGCAAGAGCUAAGAGUGAGCUAGAAAGAGAAAGGAAUAAGAUUCAAAGUGAACUGGAUGGAUUACAGUCAGACAAUGAAAUUCUCAAAGCAGCUGUUGAACACCACAAAGUGCUCUUAGUAGAAAAGGAUCGUGAAUUAAUACGUAAAGUACAAGCUGCCAAAGAAGAAGGUUAUCAAAAACUUGUGGUAUUACAAGAUGAAAAGUUAGAACUCGAGAACAGAUUAGCAGAUUUGGAGAAAAUGAAAGUGGAACAUGAUGUCUGGAGGCAAUCUGAAAAGGAUCAGUAUGAAGAGAAAUUGCGGGCUUCACAGAUGGCAGAAGAGAUCACCAGGAAGGAGCUUCAGAGUGUUAGGUUAAAACUUCAACAACAAAUUGUGACUAUUGAAAAUGCAGAGAAGGAAAAAAAUGAAAAUUCUGACCUAAAACAGCAAAUCAGUAGUUUGCAGAUCCAAGUGACCUCACUUGCACAGUCAGAGAAUGACUUGCUGAAUUCAAACCAAAUGCUGAAGGAAAUGGUGGAGAGAUUAAAACAAGAAUGCCGAAAUUUUAGAAGCCAAGCUGAAAAAGCGCAACUAGAAGCUGAAAAGAUGUUGGAAGAGAAACAGAUACAGUGGUUGGAAGAAAAGCAUAAGCUUCAUGAGCGUAUCACAGACAGAGAAGAAAAGUGCAAUCAAGCUAAGGAGAAACUGCAGCGAGCUGCAAUUGCCCAGAAAAAGAGAAAAUCUCUUCAUGAAAACAAAUUGAAAAGACUACAAGAGAAAGUAGAAGUCUUGGAGGCAAAGAAAGAAGAAUUGGAAACAGAAAAUCAGGUCUUAAAUAGACAAAAUGUUCCUUUUGAAGACUAUACAAGGCUUCAGAAAAGACUAAAAGAUAUACAGAGAAGACAUAAUGAAUUUCGAAGUCUAAUUUUGGUUCCUAACAUGCCUCCAACAGCAUCUAUCAAUCCUGUUAGCUUUCAGUCAUCAGCCAUGGUUCCAAUCAUGGAACUACCAUUUCCUCCUCAUAUGCAGGAGGAACAACAUCAAAGGGAACUCUCUCUACUUCGCAAAAGACUAGAAGAACUGGAAACAACACAAAGAAAACAACUAGAGGAACUUGGAUCUUCUGGAGAAUGAUGUUCUUGGAGAACAGACAGAUCAAAAGAGGUAUAUACAGGUUGAGCAUCCCUAAUCCGAAAAUUCAAAACGCUGCAAAAUCUGAAACUUCUGGGUGCUGACAUGGUGCCACAAGUGGAAAAUUCCACACCUGAACUCAUGAUAGCAUGUGACAGUCAAAACCCAAUAAAAACUUUGAUUUGUGCACAAAUUAUAUAAAAUUACCUUCAGGCUCUGUGUAUAAGGUGUAUAUGAAACAUAAAUUCUGUGUUUAAACAUGGGUCUUGUCACCAAAAUAUUUCAUUAUGUGUAUGCAAAUACUCUAAAAUCCAAGCAAAUUCCAAAAUCUGAAAUACUUUUGGUUCCAAGCAUUUUGGAUAAGGGAUAUUCAACUUGUGACAUUUUUUCAAAAGCUUGUAAAAUCACAAAAUUUGCAUAUACUUUUUAAUAAAAGCUUUGAAAUGUAAGCAUAACAUGUGGGACAAGCUUAACUUUUGCUAAUAUUAAGUGUACAGCUCAAUGACUAUUCACAUUAAAUAUAUACUGGCAUAACCACCACCUUUAUCAAGAUAUAAAAUAUUGCAAGGUCCUGAAAAGUGCUCCCAUUGUCCCUUCCGAGACAAUGACCACCCCAUCUUCAUCCAGAAGUAAUUACUUUUCUGUCUUCCAUCACCAUUUAUGAAUUUUGCCUGUUCUUGGGUAUCAUAUAAAUAGAAUCAUACAGUAUGUACCGUGUCUAGAUUUUGAGGGUCAAUAUAAGGUCUGUGACAUUUAUUCCUGUUGCAACUACAAGUAGUUCAUUCUUUAUUACUAUGUGUUCAUGUAGUAUGAAUAUACUACCAAAAAUUGUCAUACAAUAAAAGGAAAGAAUUACCGAUACAUGCUACAGCAUGGAUGAACUGCAAAAACAUGCGAAGAAGCCAGUCACAAAAGACCACAUAUUGUAUGGUCCUAUUUAUAUGAAAUGUCUAUAAAGAUGGGAGCAGUAGACACGAGGGACUCCAAAAGCGGGGAGGGGGCUGGGGCAAGGGCUGAAAAAGUUCCUAUUGGGUACUAUGUUCACUGGGUGAUGGGAUCAAUAGAAGCCCACAUCUCAGCAUCAUGCAGUAUACCCUUGUAGCAAACCUGCACAUGUACCCACGAAUCUAAAACAAAAGAAUAUAUGAAAUGUCCAAAAUGGGCAAAUUUAUACAGAUAGAUCAUAGAUUACUAGUUGGCUAAAGCAGAGGUGGGGGAAAUAAGGAGUGACUGUUAAUAAAUUCAAGGUUUCUUCAAGAGGGAUGAAAAUGUUCUAAAAUUAGGUUGUGGCAAUGGUUGCUCAAUUCUGUAAGUAUACCUAAAACCAUUGCAUUGUAUACGUUAAACGAAUUAGCUUUAUGGUAAUAUAAAUUAUAUUUUGGCUGGACACAGUGGCUCAUGACUGUAAUCCCAGCUCUUUGGGAAGCUGAGGCAGUAGGAUUACUUGAUCCUAGGAGUUCAAGACCAGCCUGGGGAACUCAGAUCCCCAUCUCUCCUCAAAAAAAAAAAAAAAAAAAAAAAAAGCACU
Symphalangus syndactylus (siamang) is the source of this 6007-nucleotide messenger RNA. It is a transcript of the gene CEP83, whose product is annotated as centrosomal protein 83. Lineage: Eukaryota; Metazoa; Chordata; Mammalia; Primates; Hylobatidae. The record is from RefSeq and is a predicted model, not a curated record. Gene Ontology annotation, biological process: establishment of centrosome localization; cilium assembly. Gene Ontology annotation, cellular component: centrosome; ciliary transition fiber; Golgi apparatus.